CUGCCGGAGUUCCAAUCGCGUUGUGCGGCCAUGCGGCGUGGCUGCCAUCGUUGGCCAGUAUGGUGGCUCGUGUGGAAAUUGAAGCUGCUUAUGCUGCUGCUUUUGAUUCCAAUGGCCACGGCAGUCUCUCUGCCCAGCUCCGGUCAGCUGCGUCGCAUUUGGCUGCAGGAUCACUGCAAUGCGGGCAUUUGUGCGAACGUAGAAAUCGGUCGCAAUGACUAUGUUAUAUUGUCGCAAUCGCCGAUUGCCAAGCAAGUGAUGCUCACGUUCGUGAACUCCAGCAUUGCCAAGAUACCGCAUCUGAUGUUCGACACAUUUCCCGACCUGCAAUUGCUGCGCAUGGAGAACUGCUCGCUGGAGACGUUCGAGAAACCGCAGUUCGAGGGCGCCAGCAACUUGAUGAGCCUUUUUCUCGGUCACAACCGUCUUAAGGAUAUACCAAAGAACAUCUUUCUUGGCGCUGAUAAUUUGAAUACACUACAUCUGGAGGACAAUCAACUGCGUACUUUGCAUAAUCACAGCUUCAGUGCCCUGAAGGAGCUCAAAGAGUUAUCGCUCGCAGACAAUCAGCUGGAACAGCUGCCUUUGGGCGUGUUUGCGGGCAUGCGCAAGCUUUUAGAUCUAAACUUGGCGGGCAAUCGGCUGACGGGCUUCCCACGCGGCAUCUUUGACCGCAAUUUGAACUUGACACGCGUUAAUUUGGCACGAAAUCGCUUCACAGUCUUUGAAUCGGAGCUGUUUAAGUUGCAGCCCCGCAUGGCGCUUUUGGACUUGUCGGGCAAUAUCUUGCACGAGUUGACUCUGAACUUUUCCCUGCUAGAGCUCAUUGUGGCCCAGGGGUGCGAUCUGCGUCGACUCACUGUUUACGGAGUUGUGCAUGAGUUGGACCUGCGCAAUAAUUCGCUGCGAGAAAUGCCGCAUAUACCACAGGCAGUGAAUGUGACAACCCUGGAUUUGUCACAGAAUCCCCUCGGCAAUUUGCAGGGCAAUCCUUUUCGACGUUUCACCUCCUUGCUGCGUCUUAAUCUCUCGACAACAAAUAUUCACGAGCUGGCCGAGGGCUUGUUUAAGAAACAGACGCAAUUAAAAAUGCUCGACAUAUCGGGAAAUACAAUAUACUCGUUGAAAAUCACGCUCUUCGACAGUCUGAAGCAACUGCAGUAUUUCUACUUUCAGCAGAACAACUGGAACUGCGAUUUUCUGCAGCUGCUGAUGAGCUCGUUUGUCAAGCGGCGGGACAUAUCCUUCAUGGAGGAUGUUACAGCGCCCGAGUUAGUCGAUGAUUAUGUCGAUGGCAUCGCCUGUUGGUAUGAGAGCGACAAGUUUUCGAAAAAAUGCGACGGAGAUGGAGGCGGCAGUUCGCUUUCAAAUGCGGCCAUUGAGCUCUCCGUGGUCCGCAACGAGAUCAAAGCAUUCACCGAAGUGGUAGAAAAGAAGUUCGUAAAAGUCUAUCGCAUGUUGGAGGAAAUGAAGUUGAAACUAUAACCACAUUUAUAUAUCAAUCAAAUAAUCAAAAGACGCAUUUUAUAAAAUGUGUUCUAUAACAAGUAUCUACUCUCUAUUUUACUCCAAACAUUAUUAUUAUCUACCAUAUUCUCUGAACCUAUUGAGUAAGAAUCUUUGACACAAGCAAGCAAUGGAUAGAUUAAUACUAAGGCUAAGUUAUGACUAAUAAAGCAUAUGGCAAAACUCUUUUAA
Molecule: messenger RNA, 1698 nt
Organism: Scaptodrosophila lebanonensis
Lineage: Eukaryota; Metazoa; Arthropoda; Insecta; Diptera; Drosophilidae
Gene: alrm
Product: leucine-rich repeat-containing protein 15
Exons: 1
Coding region: 31-1485 (484 amino acids)
Molecular function (GO): protein binding
Source: RefSeq, a predicted model, not a curated record